UCUAUCGAAAGCGGAGUUUUACGGGCGGAACAAAAGCCUCUGCGGCAGGAAGACCCGUAAGCACAGUUAGGGUUUGGAAUAUUUUUCCUUGGGGGACUCUUGAAGAAAUCUUGGUGAAAUCAUGGAUGCUGAUGAUGACUUGGACCUGUUGGCUUCCCUCCUGGAAGAGAGUGAAGCAACUGAGGAGAGGAAUCCUCCUGGGGAGGAAGAUACCCCCGAGGAUGAGGGGGGAGAGCCAGAUGAAUACGAUGAGCUGUUUGAUGCAGAAGAUGAUGCGUCCUACACCGAGGAGGUCAGUGCCGAGGACAGCACGAUUGAUGAGCAGAAGGAGAACCUGGCUGCGCUGUUUGGAGAUGUAGAUGACCUGCUGGAAGAGGAGGAGGCAGAGGAAGCUGUCCCCAGUUCAGCUCCCAGUCAGGCAAAGGAGAAAACCAAUGAAGAACUGCAAGCUGAGCUGAGAAAAUUGCAAGAACAGAUGAAGACGUUACAGGAGCAGUUGCAGAAGACUGCAAUUGGGCAGCAAUCCAGUUCAGGCCCUGAGAAGAAAACCCCUGGUAAAUCUCCCUGUCUACCCUUAAAGGAAAGGAAAGUUCAGAAGGUGCAAGAAUCACCAUGUUUCUCGGCCCAGCUGGGCAAUCCUUUGCCACCAGCCAAGCGAGGACUCCAGAAAUCAAAACCAUCCUCAGCAGAGAACAAGGCUCCUCCUCCACGGCAAGUCCUCAGCAUGGCGUUCCAGCCUCUCCAGUCUGCCACGGGGAACACACCCAGUAAGGUGGUCAGAGAGAAGACUUCCCAUGUGCCUGCAUGCUCCAGUGCAACAACUCAGCCAGUGUCUGUGGAAACCUUCUCAGGACUGAGAUUAAGAAAACCCCGGGUGUCCUCGGCUGAAAUGAACAGGAAGAUGACCAACAGGAAGCUCAUCCGACUGUCCCAGCUGAAGAGCAAACUUGCUGCAGAAAAUCUGGAGGAAAUAGACUGGGUAACUUUUGGAGUCAUAGUGAAGAAGGUCACACCUCAGAGUGCAAAUAAUGGCAGAACCUUCAGUAUCUGGCGGCUGAACGACCUGCGGGAUCUCAAUGAGUGCGUCUCGCUCUUCCUGUUCGGUGAAGUCCACAAGGAGCACUGGAAGACAGACCAGGGCACAGUCAUUGGGCUGCUCAAUGCCAACCCUAUGAAACCUAAAGAAGGCUCAGACGAGGUGUGUUUGUCUGUGGAUCAUCCCCAGAAGAUCCUGCUCAUGGGGGAAGCUCUGGACAUGGGCACCUGCAAAGCCAGGAAGAAGAACGGUGAUCCUUGUGCCCAGAUUGUGAACCUGAAUGACUGUGAAUAUUGUCAGUACCACAUACAAUCCCAGUACAAGAAGAUCAGCUCGAAGCGGGCGGAUCUGCAGUCCACCUUCUCUGGCGGCCGCAUUCCCAGAAGAGUCGGUCGGAAAAAUCCCACUUUGAAGGAGAAGUUGUGUCAGGACGGGUUUUACUACGGGGGAGUCUCUUCAGCAGCAUAUGCAGCCUCAGUUGCAGCAGCUGCGGUGCCAAAAAGGAAGAUUCAAACCACUCUCUCCAACCUGGUCGUGAGGGGAGCUGAUGCAAUUGUCCAGGAAACCAAGCAGAAAAUUGGUGCAGCAAAGAGACCCAUGCAAUGUUCUGAGGAGUUCAAGGAACUGCUGGCACAGCCCACUUUUGGAGCACGAAACCUCUGCAAACACUGGACCAAAGCAGAUGCUGAAAGGAAGCAAGGGACCGAUUUCCAGUCAAUCUCUGCUUCAGCACUGCUCAAGCAACAGAAACAGAAAUUGCUGGAGGCCAGAAAAAAGCGAUCUGAAGAGAUUCAGAGGCGGUUUCUCCAGAGCACAAGUAAAGCCAGCAGUGCUGCUGUCCCGUCCUCCUCCAGACAGACCUCCCUCCAUUCCCCAGUGGCUGGGGCAGAGUUUCCCAAAGAUGCGAAAAUGUCCACUCCUCAAAGGCCCAGGCUGGGCACUGGCUUCUCGGAAGGAGAAGAUAUCCUCUUCUUUGACAGGUCUCCACCUCCUCCAAGACCAAAGCUGGACAGCUUGGCUGAAGCCAAAAAGCUGGCUGCAAUCCACCGACUGCGAGCAAAAGGACAGAUUCUUCCUAAAACAGACCCAAACAGUGUCAAGAGGAAACGGGCUGAUGCUGGUGAUGUCCUAGAAAUUGUUGAAAGAGUUGAGAAAAAUGUUGCUCAGCCACAAGGUGCAGAAGCAGAGAAUGAUGUGGAUGAGCUGGAGCCUGCCCAAAAGAAACGGCGUGAGCAGCUGGCCUAUCUGGAGUCAGAAGAGUUCCAGAAAAUCCUGAGUGCCAAGUCCAAGUACACAGAUGUCCUAAAAGAGGUUGAGGCUGAUCUGCAGGAGCAAUACUUUCAGCCACUGGUGAAGAAGGAAGAGCUGGAAGAGAAGAUGAGGAACAUCAAAGCAGUGAAAUGUCGAGUUGUGACGUGUAAAACGUGUAAUUACACCUAUUUCAAGCCUCUGGAGACGUGUGUGCAGGAAAAGCACGACUACCACUGGCAUGAUGCCAUCAAGCGAUUUUUCAAAUGUCCUUGUGGAAGCAGAGCUAUCUCCCUUGACAGGCUCCCAAAAAAGCACUGCAGUACCUGUGGCCUCUACAAGUGGGAGCGAGAUGGGAUGUUAAAGGAGAAAAAAGGUCCGAAGAUCGGUGGAGAAACACUUUUACCAAGAGGAGAGGAACAACCGAAAUUUCUCAAUAGUCUUAAGUGACCUGGAGUUGAUUUUUUUUCACAACCUGAGGAUGGAUUUCCUGUGCCUGAAACACACAUUUAUACUGCACUGCCAACAGGAUUCAGGUUUUAGGGAUGUAUGAGUGGGGGAAUCAGUUCUUGAUGAAAAGGCCACU
Molecule: messenger RNA, 2870 nt
Organism: Empidonax traillii (willow flycatcher)
Lineage: Eukaryota; Metazoa; Chordata; Aves; Passeriformes; Tyrannidae
Gene: MCM10
Product: minichromosome maintenance 10 replication initiation factor
Exons: 20
Coding region: 122-2734 (870 amino acids)
Biological process (GO): DNA replication initiation; DNA replication
Cellular component (GO): replication fork protection complex; nucleus
Molecular function (GO): DNA replication origin binding; single-stranded DNA binding
Source: RefSeq, a predicted model, not a curated record